AUUUGCCACGACCGGUCGCUUUCUCCAGCUGCCGCUCGGUUUGCGGCGGUCCUCGAGCCUUGCGAUCAAAGCGAUGGGGUGUGCGGCGGGCAACCUUGCUUCGGUCCCCCGAUGCCAACUUCUGCCCGGCUGCCCUUCCGCGCCGUGUUGCCGCCGCCGGCUGAGCGUAGCUCUUCUCCUCUUCCGCCGGAGUGGCGACCCCGAGCCGAGCGCGUACCUUCCGUAGCCUUGUUGCCGAGCGAACGCAACUUCAGCGCGACGUCUGCUCCGCUGAAGAAGUUCUGUGGUGACUCAAGAGCAAGAUGGGAAGACGACCAGCUUUCUGAUAACUCUGCAACGCAUAACCAAAAGACAGAACUACACUCUCAACAGAUGACCACUCAGCUUGUCUUUGUAAGAUUUCCAGCAAAGAGAAAGCAUCUGUGUGCAGCACCUGUUAUCAAAAUGGCAGCAGAGAUAUACAAUUUGCAUCUGUAUGCCAGAAAACAGCUCACACUUCUGGAAAAUACGAGCUGCCUUUCUUGGUUGUGUGGAGAAAGAGAAGAAGGAAGAAAAAGAAAACAGAAGAGAGAAAAGAAAGUAACAGAUUGGGAGGUAUCUGAAAAAAGUUGGAUAGUUGCCUGGUCCAUUUUUGGCUCUGGCUUCCAACACCAUUGGCAGGUGACAUCCAAAUUGUGUUCUCAUGGGGUAGUGAGGGAGAGAUACAACUCUCAACAGAGAAACUGUUGUGCAUUCCUCUUUUAGAGGUGAUGAAAAAGAAGCUAAACAUGAGAAGCUGUGCCUCCUUCUUCUUUUCUACGUCAUAGCCCAGAAACACAUACCUUCAUCGUUUCAUACAUAAUGGAGCAUAAGAACAUCUCAGGAUAUGCUGGGCUAUUAGAAAGGUUGGUAAGCACUUGUCUUCUGUCUCUCCCCACCCCCACUUCAUCCACUUAUCUUCUACCCUCCUUUUCACCUCUGCAAGAAAGAGAAAACUGAACAGCUCCCUCCUUUCUGAUUGCAGUUCCCAAGAGCGAGAGAUGAUAAGUAGGGUUUGCUAAAUAGUUUAGCAGAGGAGGAAAUGUGAUGAUUCUAAUAUGUCAGUCAGGCUGACAUUAAGAUUGCAGUUCUAAAUAUGCUGGAAUGAAUAUCCCCCCCCCCUUCUCUCUCUGGGUUCUGGCUGCCUAACGAUAAGCAAAUUUUGAUCAUGCUGGAAAAUAAAAACAUAAACCUCACUUCCUCAUAUUUAGUUAUCUAGUUAUUUUAUUUAAUGAAAUGUAUACUCCAUUCUCCUCCAAAGACUUCAAGUUGCGGCAUUUCUGAUAAGGCUCAUCCCAGACGCUCCCAGCAGGUAACUAAAGUCAAGCCAGAUAAUUAGCUUUUCACAGGAUUGUCUGUUUUGUCCCCUUUGAACCUGAAGGCAGGAUCCCAGUAGUAACUUCCAUUCUCUCCUAGCCUCACUCAACCUUCACUGAGGUGAUAUGAAGCCUGUCCUCAUGACUGUUAUUUUGACACAAUGAUGGUUGGUUGAUGACACAAGAAUCACUAUUAGUGGGGAUGCUGCCAAAGACUGCCAACAACUUCAUGAGGGAAAACAUUGAAGUUGAAUUACAAGAAGGCAGAAUUGUUGGUUCUGGGAGCUAGACUUUAAGAUAUGCCCACUCCUUCUUAAAAAACAGGCUUUUGGUAUGAACAUCUGUAGCAAGAGGAUGUGCCUACCAGCUUCAGCUGAUAAAUCAAAUGUACCUUUCCUGAAAGAGAGAAAUCUGGCAUUGAUGUGAUAAAGGCACUGGGAAGCUCAAGAAGAAAUUGAUUGCAAUGAGGCUUUGUGCAACAAUGCUUGAAGAUAG
This is a messenger RNA of Python bivittatus (Burmese python), 1829 nucleotides long. Lineage: Eukaryota; Metazoa; Chordata; Lepidosauria; Squamata; Pythonidae. The record is from RefSeq and is a predicted model, not a curated record.